UAUGUAAUCUAACGAAAUUCUUGCAGUCUAAUCAAGUAUUUUGUUUAUCAUAACUUAGACUUUCUAUAACCUUAUUGCAUGUUACCCUAAAUAUAACAAACUGAAUUGCCUUUUGAAGAUGUCCACGAAUAACUAUAAAUAAGUAAAUUAUAAUACUAAUUAUAUAGUUGAGAGCGUUGAAACAUUCAAUUUUGAUGAAGUUGAUGUUCAGAACGAUUAUUAUAAUCCAAUUUAAAAAUUACCUUUAAAGAAGCCAAGAAAAAGAAGAAGAAGACAAGCUGUUCAUGAUAAAAGAAGAAAAAGACCUAUAUCAAAAAAAAUUGUAAUUACAUUUUUUAUUAACUUUAAUUAGAAUAGAAAGCAUCAUGCUAUCCCAUUCAAUUAUUAAGAAGAUAGACAGAUUCUUCUAUCAGUCUUAGAAGUGGGUCCGAAGUUCUAUAAAAUUGCCAAAAAUUUUCCAGGAAGGACUUUGAGUAUGGUGAAGAAUAGAUAUUAUAAGACUUUGCGCUUUUAAUGGGAUGUCAUAUUGGGACAGUAAUACAUUAUAUUAAGAUUUAUAGGGAAUAUGGAUACAUGAAUGCUUAGGUAACUGAAAUUUAAAAUUAACAAAAUAUAGAGUAUUUUGAUGAUGUUUAUGAUAAUGAUUUCUAUUCAUAAUUUUUAUUUUGA
Paramecium pentaurelia is the source of this 669-nucleotide messenger RNA. NCBI's taxonomy places the organism in Eukaryota, Ciliophora, Oligohymenophorea, Peniculida, Parameciidae. The record is from the annotation of a GenBank genome assembly.